CGCCAACUGAAGUCUGCAGUCCUACGCUGGCCUGGCUGCGCGUCUGGGUUCGGCUGGCUGACCUCGGUUCGACUCGGUUCGGCGGGCGGACUUUGGCAGGGCGGAUAAAAUUAGUGGCUUUAUAUGUUCCAUCAUCUGAUACUCAGUUCUGGCUUAAAGGUGGUAUAGUAAGAAGCUUGCCUAAUUGAAGCAGCUGUGAUUAUACUGCAUACUGGAAGUAGAACCUGGAGGUGAGAUUUUCCUGCUCAAGUAGUCUUGAUGGCACAGAGAAGAAGGUCCUAUAGUAUAGGGGAAGCCAUGGAAGAACUCAUGGGGCCUGAUAGACAAAAAUGGGCCAAAAUGGAUCCAGAAGAACGAAUGCUAGCAGCUGCUACGGCGUUUACUCAUAUUUGUGCAGGGCAGGGUGAGGGAGAUGUCAGGAGAGAAGCUCAAUAUGAUCCCUACAGUAAAGCUUCAGUAACCCCUGGGACACAAUCUACUCUUCCUGUGCAACCACAGUACCCACACAUGGAGAGCAGUGCCACUUCAGGAACCAUGUCAGAGGCUUCCCAAAGACUCCGAAAGCCAGUGAUGAAGAGAAAGGUGUUGCGUAGGAAGGCAGAUGGGGAAGUGUUAGUGACAGAUGAGUCAAUUAUCAGUGAGUCAGAGUCUGGUACAGAAAGUGAUAUGGAUCUCUGGGACUUAAGACAAAGGCUGAUGAGUCUGCAGUUUCAGGAAGACAGGGAAUCCCCAGUUGACAACUCACAAAAAUUUCACCUACCAUGUGAAUACGAAGGUAUUUCUCAAGAGCAGCUCAUUUGCUACCUACAAAGAGAAGGAAUGGGCCCCCCAGCUUACGAACAAGACCUCAUCGUUGCCAGCCGACCCAAGUCUUUUAUUCUCCCAAGGCUGGACCAAUUAAGCCGAAACCGCGGCAAGGUAGACCGUGUAGCCCGAUACUUUGAGUACAAACGAGACUGGGACUCAAUGCGGUUACCUGGUGAAGAUCACAGGAAGGAAUUACGCUGGGGGGUCCGAGAGCAGAUGCUUUGUCGAGAACCCCAAUCAAAACCUCAUCACAUAUAUGUUCCAAACAAUUACCUAGUGCCAACUGAGAAGAAAAGAUCUGCACUUCGUUGGGGUGUUCGUUGUGACCUCGCAAAUGGUGUGAUGCCCCGGAAGCUUCCCUUUCCUCUUUCUCCUUCUUAAAUUUUUCCUCCCCCGUACCUGUCUCUCCUUCAGCAGUUUUGUUUGGAAUAAUCUGAUCCUUUAUAUCUCACCUUUUAUUUAAAUAGAACACAGAAGCCUGUGGAACAUUAUAAAGACUCAUUGUUGGUCUUUGUAGGUAUAUGUCACAUUGGGAUCAGAGACCUCAACUUCCAAAAGCCACUCUCAAAUCCAGCAAUUGCAGGAGAAAUGGUGUCAGAGAAAGGAAAAUAGACCGGUUAAAUUUUGCCAGAUUAGUAAGCAAAAUCAGUUAGUUACUGUUCCAGUUCUGUAACCUUUUUACAUUGGCCAGUAUGGGUUGCUGUUUUUAUUGUGUAUUUUAAAGUUGCUGGGCAUUAAGCUUAUCCAUUAAAGGAUUUUGUAAAUUCAUAAGCUUGACCUUAUUUUAGCUUAAAUACUUCCCCAUGGGAUUAUGAUGAUCUCAAAACAAGGUUCUGACUCUGCUUCCAAUCAUACUUUGUUUCAUACUCUAUCCACCUAAAUACUGAAAGCCAAAGGGA
This is a messenger RNA of Condylura cristata (star-nosed mole), 1706 nucleotides long. It is a transcript of the gene HYLS1, whose product is annotated as hydrolethalus syndrome 1. Gene Ontology annotation, cellular component: non-motile cilium; centriole. Bases 259 to 1188 code for a protein of 309 amino acids. The transcript has 3 exons. Lineage: Eukaryota; Metazoa; Chordata; Mammalia; Eulipotyphla; Talpidae. The record is from RefSeq and is a predicted model, not a curated record. Gene Ontology annotation, biological process: cilium assembly.